Molecule: messenger RNA, 693 nt
Organism: Pogona vitticeps (central bearded dragon)
Lineage: Eukaryota; Metazoa; Chordata; Lepidosauria; Squamata; Agamidae
Gene: TRARG1
Product: trafficking regulator of GLUT4 (SLC2A4) 1
Cellular component (GO): membrane
Source: RefSeq, a predicted model, not a curated record
AUGGCCCUCCAGGAGGACGAGGCCCCUUCCCUGGCCAAGGGGGUGGACCAAGGCUCCCUUCCACCCACGGAGACAGAGAAGCUGCUGACCGGCGGCAGCAACGGCGGGGGGCAGGGGCCCCAAUCCUUCUCAGCUGGGGACCGAGGGCUGGCAGGGGCUGGGGCGGACAGUGAGGCCGAGAGGAACGGCCACCCCCACUCCCCCAGCCUGCCCUACAAAGCCGGCUCGGAGGGGCAGCUGGGAGGGAAGCCCCUCUCGCCCUCCAAGCUCAGCCUGGGGCGCGCCUCCUCCACCGCCACCAACUCCAACCUCCAGGAGGCCGGCCGGCCCCGAGACUACCUGCUCCUGGCCAUCUUCUCCUGCUUCUGCCCCAUCUGGCCCGUCAACAUCUUGGCCCUGGUCUUCUCCAUCAUGUCUAGGAACAGCAACCAGCAGGGCGACGCGGACGGGGCGCGGAGGCUCGGGCGCGUGGCCCGCUUCCUGAGCAUCCUCUCCAUCGUGCUGGGAUCCGUCAUCCUCGUCAUCAUUUGUCUGAAUUUCGCCGGACUCCUGACGGCAAAUUAACCCCGGGAAGGGCUUUGACCUGCGUCUGGUGACCGUCUCCCAUCUCCCAAGAGGCCUCAGGAGGUAAACCUUGGGCAUCGACAAGUCUCCGGCGACAGAGGGAGAGGGAAACCCCUCCUUCUCUUGUUA